AUGUCUGCGCCCGAAACUGAUACCCCACAUUGCAAGGUCGUGCUGGCCGGAACCAUUGCGAAAAGCCUUCUCGCAGAGGUCGCAGAAGGACUCAAGCAAAUCGAAAGGAAGCCUUUACUGGUCGGCUUCCUCUCCAGUGCAGACCCCGCUGCCAGAGUCUACGCCGAGUGGACAGGAAAAACCUGCCGCGAAAAUGGCUUCGAAUUCUCUCUCCGCGAAGUCCCCCGCGACGACCUCGAAGAAGCCCUCAUCACCGUCAACACCGACCGCACCGUCGACGGCAUCAUAGUUUACUACCCCAUCUUCGGCAACCGGCAGGACCAGUACCUCCAGCAGAUCGUCGAUGUCUCUAAGGAUGUCGAGGGCCUCUCUCACCGCUACAUCUUCAACAUGUACCAGAACAUCCGCUUCCUCGACUCCCACAACGCGAAGAAAAGCAUCCUACCCUGCACGCCUCUAGCCGUUAUCAAGAUUCUCGAGCACUUAAGGGUGUAUAAUACGAUUCUGCCGUAUGGGAAUAGGCUGCAUGGGCACACGAUCACGGUCAUCAAUCGCUCAGAGGUGGUAGGACGGCCGCUAGCGGCGCUGCUGGCAAAUGAUGGGGCGAGGGUGUAUAGUGUUGAUAUCGGGGAUGUGCAGCAGUUCCAUCGCGGCCAGGGGCUCAAGAAGAAGAGGCACGAGGUUGUAGAGAUGCCGGGUUGGACUCUGGAGAACUGUCUGCCGGUGAGCGAUGUGGUGAUCAGUGGCGUGCCUGGGGACAGCUACAAGGUCCCCGUACAUUUGUUGAGAGAGGGUGCGGUGUGCAUCAACUUCUCGAGUGAGAGGAACUUCAGCCCAGAAGUCAAGGAGAAGGCAUCAAUCUACGUCCCAGCCAUUGGGAAAGUCACGAUCGUCGUGCUCCUACGAAACCUUCUCGUAAGUCCACCUAUUGUCCUCCCGUAA
Molecule: messenger RNA, 942 nt
Organism: Mytilinidion resinicola
Lineage: Eukaryota; Fungi; Ascomycota; Dothideomycetes; Mytilinidiales; Mytilinidiaceae
Product: bifunctional protein
Exons: 3
Coding region: 1-942 (313 amino acids)
Biological process (GO): purine nucleobase biosynthetic process
Cellular component (GO): cytosol
Molecular function (GO): methylenetetrahydrofolate dehydrogenase (NAD+) activity; methylenetetrahydrofolate dehydrogenase (NADP+) activity
Source: RefSeq, a predicted model, not a curated record